AUGGAUUCCAUGGAAAUCGAUGACGACGUAUAUAUCAAUAAGAACCUGACAAUGGAAGGCCUCAUUACCAAAGUGGAUUUUCAGAGAAAAAAGCAGCCCUCUAGAUGUGUGAAUGUGUGUCUUGGAUUACUGUGCGCCGUCCUGUUGGCUGGUAACAUUGCACAGAUUAUCUACUAUCAGAUAAUCAGCCAUUUUGCGUUGGCAGACCCAGCGCAGGCCAGUUACAGCCCUGAAGGAGGUCAACUGCAGAGCAGUUACGAUGCUUUAACUGCAGAGAGAAAAGAGUUAGAGGCCAGAUUGAGUAACCUGACCAAGGAAAAAGACGAGCUGCAGGAAGUUUACAAUUCUGUGACUACUGAAAGAGAUGACUUCAACGCCAGGUUUAAUAAUCUGAAACACGAGAAGGACCAGUUACAAGCAAGUUACAGCACCUUAAAACAAGCGAGCGAUCAAUUAAAGAUGAGCUAUAAUGACACGCAGAGGAAUCUUGAGUGGUUACAGACUAAUCACCAUAAUCUGACAGCCAUUAGAGACCAGCUACAGGUCAAUUACAAUAACCUACAAAGAGAACAUGAUAAGUUACAGACUUUUUUUCAUCGGUUAGAGGGGAAUUACUCUUCGCUCAAUAGGGACAGGGAGCAGCUGCUAGGAAACUACAAUACACUGACUAUGAGUAAAAAUCACCUUCAGAUCAGCUAUAAUUCAAUGUGGAAAGAAAAAGAACAAUUGAAAACUAGCUACAAUACUCUACAGAAGGAAAAAGAGCUUUUACAGACCAAUUGCAGCAGCUUGGCUAUAGACAGAGAUCAGCUACAGAAGAAGAUCGACAAAGCAAGAAGAAAAAUUGUCUGUCAGACAGGCUGGUUCAAGUUCGACAUCAGCUGUUACUUUGUUUCAACUUUGAAGAAAAACUGGACGUUAAGCAGGCAAGACUGCAUCACCAGGGGAGCAGAUCUGGUUGCCAUAGACGGCAUGGAUGAACAGGUAUUUGUCCAUCGGUUACUGAGAACUGGCCAAAAUGCCUGGAUUGGUCUGACUGACAGUCUUAAAGAGGGGACUUGGAUGUGGGUGGAUGGGGAGCCAGUAACAACAUCGUACUGGCAGCCCGGGCAGCCCAACAGCUAUAAUGGGAACCAGGACUGUGGAGAAAUGGUGGAGAAAUCGGGAAUGGGAGAAUGGAACGAUGAUGGCUGUUUUGCUGAACAGAUCUGGAUCUGUGAAAAAUAACAUUGCAAUGAUUUUCACAGUUAAUGAAGGUGUGAGGCUUUGGUCUGUGGUUUAUAUCUUCAAUAUUUAUUAUAUUGAAUAUAUUAUAUUAUUACUUUCCCUUAAAAUCAUCCCAUUGUUAGUUUGCCAAAUUAUCAUUAGCUUUCAUGAUUUUAAAUCUAAACUUUGAAGCAGAACAUUGUUAAUAAUUUCAUAAAUUUGAUAUUCAACUGGUGAAUAUAGUUUGUGCGUGUGUAAUCGAAUAUAAAUUGCUUGGUU
Messenger RNA from Morone saxatilis (striped sea-bass), 1485 nucleotides. Its product is annotated as C-type lectin domain family 4 member M-like. Bases 1 to 1227 code for a protein of 408 amino acids. The transcript has 6 exons. NCBI's taxonomy places the organism in Eukaryota, Metazoa, Chordata, Actinopteri, Moronidae. The record is from RefSeq and is a predicted model, not a curated record.